Solanum stenotomum is the source of this 427-nucleotide messenger RNA. RefSeq lists its product as uncharacterized. The coding region runs from base 72 to 290 and encodes 72 amino acids. The record is from RefSeq and is a predicted model, not a curated record. Lineage: Eukaryota; Viridiplantae; Streptophyta; Magnoliopsida; Solanales; Solanaceae. The transcript is spliced from 2 exons.
AGACGGCAAAGACGAAAAUCGUUUCACUUUCCCUAAAUACCAAAAUCGUAAAGAGGUGCAGAUUCAGAAAAAUGGGAUACGUUCUAAGGGUGAGAUUUGCAGCCUUCUUCGCCGGUGCUGCGGUGGCAUCGGCCGGCGGUCUCUACCUUCUCCACAAGGAUUACCAAACCGCCCAUCAUUCCAUGUCUCAACAGAUGAAUGAUGUCUAUGAAUCUCUAAAUGGACGCAUUUCUGCUUUGGAAAGGCUGAAAGAAGCUGAUGCCGCGAAACACGUGGAAGCUACUGAGUAGAUUGUUUUAAGAGGUUUCCAAUGGAGGCAUCAAAAUAGAUUCCAUAGGUUCUAGUUGUUGUUCUGAUUCCAUUGUGAUGUAUUUCAUGACUUGCUAAAUGAAGUUGAGUUUUUUCUUUUGUUUUGCUAUAUGAUGGG